Molecule: messenger RNA, 1977 nt
Organism: Haliotis rufescens (red abalone)
Lineage: Eukaryota; Metazoa; Mollusca; Gastropoda; Lepetellida; Haliotidae
Product: transcription initiation factor TFIID subunit 12-like
Exons: 7
Coding region: 95-826 (243 amino acids)
Biological process (GO): DNA-templated transcription initiation; RNA polymerase II preinitiation complex assembly
Cellular component (GO): transcription factor TFIID complex; SAGA complex; SLIK (SAGA-like) complex
Molecular function (GO): TBP-class protein binding; protein heterodimerization activity; DNA binding
Source: RefSeq, a predicted model, not a curated record
AGAGACUCGUAAGAUGGCGGCUGGUCGGUAGCUGUGUCGAGAGAGCUGUUGUGAAAAUUUGUAGAAGAAGCAUGCUAUCUGAUAUGGAAGGUGUAUGAAAUGUAUGACAAUGAGUGAUGCACCCAGCAUGAAUUGCCUACCUAGUGGAAGUAGUGGUAUUCCAAGUACCACAGUGGCGCCCCCUACGUCAGGCGCGCCACCUAAACCAAGCAUUGCAGACACCAUUAGACAAGUGGAAAGUCAGAUAGCGUCCUAUGGUCCUGGUCCUCACGCUCCACAUCAGAAGGAAGAGUUGUCCAAACUCGCAUCAUAUCUCCACAGGGCUAAGCUGGAGCAACAGAAGUUAUUGCAGAUGAUGAGUAGCAACAAGCUGCCUGACAACUCUAUGGGCCCUGCAACAAUCUCCCCAAUGUUAGCAAUCCCCCAGACCGCCCAGAACCUGCGUCCCGCCCCCCUGCCUGCCCAGGCAACAACCUCUAAUGGAGCAUCAGGGGGUGAAGGUCGUGUGCUGGACAAGCGCCGCCUGCAGGAGCUGGUCAAGGAGGUGGACCCUCUAGAACAGCUCGAUGAUGAUGUUGAAGAUGUUCUUCUUCAGAUAGCUGAUGACUUCAUCGAGAAUGUUGUCAGUGCAUCAUGCCAGAUUGCCAAACACCGCAAGUCAAACACACUAGAAGUAAAGGAUGUACAGCUCUAUCUAGAGAGAAGUUGGAACAUGUGGGUGCCUGGGUUCGGGUCGGAGGAGAUCCGCCCGUUCAAGAAGGCAGCUGUAACAGAGGCUCAUAAACAGAGAAUGGCACUGAUCCGCAAGACACUGAAGAAAUACUGAUCAUCUUCCUCCCCCUUCAUGCCAACCUCCAUUGUGUCAAGCAUCAUCAUGUCAGUGUGUUGAUAUCGUGGUCCGCCGGGGGCCACACUGUCCCCCCACUGGCUGGCUGUGGAGACCAGUCUGUAGUCAUGGACCUCCUCCACAAUGUAGCUCUGCCCUAGACUUGCCUCAAGGGAGGAUAGGACUUCGGUAGUGCCGAUUCUACAUCCUUAGGAACACAUUAUUCAGAUCAUUUGUAUGACCAAUUUAUUUCUUGUUUUGUGGACGGUCCUACCCAGUACCCUACGUUUUGCAAAACAAAAGAAGUUACACUAUAUUCUGUGUUUGAUUGAAAAUAUGGUUAUUUUUCUUUCCUAGAUUAUUUGUAAAGCAAAAUAAUGUAAUUCCUGACCUUUAAAUGAAAAUAAUAUAUCUAAUUAACAUGUCAGAUUAAAUUCCAGACUUGUGUCUAUGGUGAUUUGUCUCUGACAGUUGGGCUGGCAAUAAUUGUUAUAAAUGGUCACAAAGAAAUGGUAACACGACACAAUUAUAGACUUCAUAAUACCUUAUGAACCUGAAAAACCCCAUAAAAACAUAUUAGGUUUAUAAUUAUUUCAUUAUAUUGUUGGGGCAGUCAGGUAGCCUAGUGGUUAAAGGGUUGGCUCGUCACGCUGAAGACCGGGGUUCGAUUCCCGACAUGGGUACAAUGUGUGAAGCUCAUUUUCUGGUGUACCCAGCCGUGAUAUUGCUGGAAUAUUGUUAAAAGUGACGUAAAACCACUCACUCAUUAUAUUGGUGCACUUUUUUUUAUGCCCGUCAUCAACAUCAGUUAAAAAAAUAUGGUCAUGUAAUUUUCAUAGAUGACUCAAAAAGCUAUUCGGUCUGUCACAGGGUUCCGAAAAUAGUUUUUGGCUGAUCGGACAUUUCCCGCCUACCUCAUAUUUGACAGUUACUGUUAGACUCUAUCUAUCAUGAGUUAAUAACCAUAAACCUAUAGUACAAAAGUCAACUGUAGCCAACAGUACAAAACCUUUAAAAGUAUGUCAUGAAAUAAUAAUCUGGAUUGUAAAUGAUUUUAAUUAUUUUUGCUGCAUAAUUGAGCAACAUUCAGCUGAGGAAGCCAGUAAAACAAGAAAUAAUAUUGGUCAGACCAUAAGUUAUUUAUUGGUGAC